Molecule: messenger RNA, 1435 nt
Organism: Aspergillus heteromorphus CBS 117.55
Lineage: Eukaryota; Fungi; Ascomycota; Eurotiomycetes; Eurotiales; Aspergillaceae
Product: EI24 domain-containing protein
Exons: 3
Coding region: 146-955 (269 amino acids)
Cellular component (GO): ascospore wall; lipid droplet; prospore membrane
Source: RefSeq, a predicted model, not a curated record
CUCUGCUCCGCUCCCCCCGUCCACCUGGCUCAUUCAUCCUAUCUGGCACCUUCACUGGUUGUUUUGUUUGGCUUUGCUUUGAUCUGAUUUGAUUUCUUUUUCAUCUUAUUUUGAGCCUCUGCAUACUUCUCAAACCCUCCCGACCAUGCCUGCAAGACAUUGGGAUACCAGUAAAGCCGCGUGGUUGUAUCCCCUGCGUGGAGUCUACUACUUUGCAUCCCAUCGCUAUCUCUGGCCCUUGUUCAAGACUCGCCUAAUCCCCAUCGUGCUGCUCUCCGCCUUCAUUUAUGUGCUGCUGUUCACCUUCACAUACCUGCCCCAGGUGGCCUUCCUCUCCAUCUUCCAGGGCGUCGGGGCGUGGGUCAAUGGCGCAUUCCUGGUGCUCGGCGAAGGGGCCGUCAUCGUGGCCGGGCUCUUCGAGGCCUUCUUCGUCGACGAGACGCUGGUGGACAUCUUCGACUCGGUGCUGGUGAGCGAGGGCCACGGCGAGCUGGUCACCAUGUCGAGGGUGCUAUACCCCCAGGGUGACGAUGUCGUCAAGCGGCUCGGCAAGCCCACCCAGAGCGCCGUUUAUGCGCCGUUUUCCCUUCGCCAGAUCCUCGAGUUCAUCGUGCUCCUCCCGCUGAACUUUAUUCCCGUGGCUGGAACGCCGAUGUUUCUGGUGCUGACCGGCUACCGGGCGGGCCCCUUCCACCACUGGCGGUACUUCCAGCUGCUGGAUCUCUCCAAACCCCAGCGCAAGGAACGGAUUCGUCGCCGGCAACUGCAGUACACCACAUUUGGGACGACGGCCCUGGUUCUUCAGCUCGUUCCGAUUUUGUCCAUGUUUUUCCUGAUGUCAACCGCGGUUGGGUCGGCCCUGUGGGCGGUGGAGAUCGAAGACAGGCGCGAUCCUUUCGGCAGAAGGCGCGGGCAGGAUCCCGAGAACAUCUACCGUGAUGAUGAUAUGAUAUGAACCUUUGUUUUUCCUCUUCUUGUUUAUUGGCCCGGGAAUCAUUUCCCACACCAUUGCUGAUUGCCUUGCUCCUGCUCCCGCCCCACUGGACCGGGAGGUUUGUGCAACCGUGGCAUUCCCGCCGGGAGGGAGACACAUAAUAAUCUAAUAAUCAAUAAUCACAAUCAAGCCUUUCCCCUCCCCGGGCAAGUCCUACGUAAGUAGCAGUUGGUCGUGGACGAGAGUCCUCCGCCGGGCGGUCCACCGGGGGGCAUUCUAAGCUAGCCCCGGGGAGAUAGUCGAUCAUGGGCACUGCACUGGCUGGCCCCUGCCACAGGAUAGGAACCCGAGGUGGGACACUGGACUGGCGGAAGGGAUUGCCGACUCCACCUGCAGGCUUUUCGUAGCCGCAGGAGCCUAUAGAUAUCUAGACAGGAGGGCGCGGACGAGGAGUGGCUUUGACUUUGGGAAGUGGGAAGAGGUCCUAGGAGGAUGGUCGAG